CAGUAUCAUCCGUACUUGUGAGUGAGUGUUGCGACAUUUAGCUAGGGUUAGAAUGAUGAUGAAUUUCCGCCGCAUCGCAGCAGGUUCUCUUCAUCUCUUGCAGAAGUCCGCAACGCGUCCCGCUCUGUUUCCCAAACCCUCGGAUUCUGGCGUCAUCGCUCGUCUUCGAUGGACGACAAGGGCUCUUUCUACAACGGAAUCUGCUGAGACGGCGGCGGCGGCAUCGGUCUUUUCUAGCAAAGACAACCUCAUGAGCCGGGUGAAUAGGCUUCACAAGGAAGGCAAAGAUGAACUCGCCCUACAUCUCUUUGACUCUAUGGAUGCGAACAAGGUUGAAUUUACUCCCUCCGAGUUUGCAUUUCAUAUUGAGAUCCUUGCUAAGGUCAAAGGCUUAGCAGCUGCUAAAGCCUACUUCAAAAAAGCAGACCCAGACUUCAACGAUGGAGACAUUCAUGCCAAGAACUGGCCUGCUUACGCCACGCUCCUUCGGCUCACAUCUGAAGAAUUGGACCAACUGGCAAACCAUCUCCAUCCACUCAGAAUUUCCUUUUCAAGAAUCGCUGAAUUGGUUUCACCGUCGGUCGUGUAUGUGUAUGGAACUAGAGGUGAAGGAGAUGGUUACGUCUUGUCAUCAGGGUUUUUCAUAGAUGAGAAGACCAUCAUCACUUCAUCACGUGAUAUACUAGACGGUCAGAAGCUCUUCGCUGUGCUUCGUGAUGGAACGCAGCUUGAUGGGAAGCUAGUGAAGAUAUCUGAGAGCCUUGAGCUUGCUUUGGUGAGAGUGGAUACAAAGGAUCUGCAGCCUGGUUGUUAUGGCACAGCGAACCUCGGUUUUUCAAACCGGGUUCGCACAGGAGAAUGGGUUGGGGCUUUGGGUGCUCCUCUUGGCCUCAGGAACACCUUGACGGUUGGGAUAAUCAGCUGCCCCAACCGGUGUGAUCACGAGAUUGGAUGGGAAAACCAAGGAAGACAGUUUCUACAGUUUGACUGUCUCAUUCACGAGAGUUCCUUUGGAGGUCCGCUUGUCGGGUUGGACGGGCUCGUUGUUGGGGUCAUCAUGAUGGGGUAUGGACCGGCAUGGAUGGAUCGAAGCCUGGGUCGGCACGCCAACCUGAUCGGGAUUGCAGUUCCGAUAGACACGGUCCGAGACGUAUUGCUCGUGGAUUAGUGAGUGACAGGUUUUAGGAAAAAUUGUCAAUAAUAUUUGCCUGUUGAUUUCAGAUUUUAGUUUAUUGAUCAGAUUUUAGUUUAUUGAGCAGAUUUUGGGUUGUUUCCAAUUUUAAUUGGACCGAACAAUGGCUUUAGCCGAUGCUUAUAUAACUGUAUCUCAUUUAAUGAAGAUAACUAAUUAGUGAAA
Arabidopsis lyrata subsp. lyrata is the source of this 1357-nucleotide messenger RNA. Its product is annotated as putative protease Do-like 14. NCBI's taxonomy places the organism in Eukaryota, Viridiplantae, Streptophyta, Magnoliopsida, Brassicales, Brassicaceae. The transcript is spliced from 4 exons. The coding region runs from base 53 to 1168 and encodes 371 amino acids. Gene Ontology annotation, molecular function: serine-type endopeptidase activity. The record is from RefSeq and is a predicted model, not a curated record. Gene Ontology annotation, biological process: proteolysis.